AGGCACUGUAAGUUAUUAUUAUAAAUACAAAGGCAGAGACUCCAUUAACAACACCAGCACUAAACGCCAACCACAUCACAUACCUACCCUCUCUCUCUUUCCCUAGCAUUUCUUCGGUUUCGCUUCUUCACUUCCCUUCGUUCUCUCUGUUGAUUUGGCUUUCGAUUUCACUGUAACUCCAUUUCUCGAUCUGCAUUUCGAUCUAAAGGAACAUUUCGAAAAUUUUGGGUUCUUGAAAGCUCUAUGCGACAAUGAGUUUCGUUUUUCGAGGUUCAAGAGGAGAUAUAGAAAGCGGAUUUACAAGCUUUAUACCCGAACGCCCUACUGUGCGCAUUCAUGGAGGCCGGCCUGUUAAUUCUAAUUCGCUGGCUUUUCUUGUUACAGCAGUUCUUUUACUGUUCAUGAUUUUGAACUCUCAUCAAAUAUCACCGAACUUCCUGCUUUGGCUUGUAGUGGGUGUGUUCUUGAUGGCUACAAGCUUGCGAAUGUAUGCGACUUGUCAACAACUUCAAGCUCAGGCACGGGCUCAUGCAGCUGCUGCCAGUGGCUUGUUGGGACAUACUGAAUUGCGUUUACAUGUGCCACCAUCUAUAGCUUUUGCAACAAGAGGUCGAUUACAAGGACUUAGGCUUCAGCUUGCUCUUCUUGACCGUGAAUUUGAUGACCUAGAUUAUGAAACUCUGAGAGCUUUGGAUUCUGAUAAUGCUUCUACAACUCCUUCUAUGAGUGAGGAAGAGAUAAAUGCCUUACCUGUUCACAAGUAUAAGGUCCCUGCCCCAGAGAAUGCUAACACGUCACAGCAGCAGGCAUCGUCUUCUUCAGCUCCAACAGAGCAGAUGAAGCAAGACUCUAAUAAGGCAGAUGGGAAUGUGAAGGCUUCAGAAGAUGAAUUAACAUGCUCUAUUUGCUUGGAACAAGUUAACAGGGGGGAACUUGUUCGUAGUUUGCCAUGUUUGCAUCAGUUUCAUACUAAUUGCAUCGAUCCAUGGUUGCGUCAACAAGGCACAUGUCCAGUAUGUAAAUUUCGGAUGGGUACAGGAUGGCAGGAAAGCAGAGAGAGUGAAUCAGACGGUUCAGACAUGGUUUAAUGACUACUCCCAAGUAAUGUAUUAUGUAUAGAUCAUUAUAUUAAGUACAUCUACCAUUUUGUCAUUUUUGACACAAACAAAUUCUGGUCACAUAUGUAAAUGAUCUACCCGUUGUUUAAUAAUAGAGAAUGAAGCUUGCUUUUCCCUACCUA
This is a messenger RNA of Jatropha curcas, 1240 nucleotides long. RefSeq names its product E3 ubiquitin-protein ligase SDIR1. Gene Ontology annotation, molecular function: ubiquitin protein ligase activity. The record is from RefSeq and is a predicted model, not a curated record. Gene Ontology annotation, biological process: protein ubiquitination; ubiquitin-dependent protein catabolic process. Lineage: Eukaryota; Viridiplantae; Streptophyta; Magnoliopsida; Malpighiales; Euphorbiaceae.